CACACCGCACCGCACCACACCGCACCGCGCCGGGCCGGGCCGCUCACCGGGCAUGAGCGCGGGUGGCUGCGCCGCCGCCGCCGCCGCCGCCUCCGCGCCCUGGUGAGGAGAGGGGAGCGCAGCGGCGGAGCGGAGCGGAGCGGAGCGGGGCUGGGCGGGUCGCGCCAUGCGGCUGUGCGGGGCGCUGCUGAAGAGCCCCAUUCCCAAGCAGAUCGAGUACUACUCCCGCUUCUCCCCCUCGCCGCUCUCCAUCAAGCAGUUCCUCGACUUCGGUCGUGACAAUGCAUGUGAGAAGACUUCAUAUAUGUUUCUGCGGAAGGAACUUCCUGUGCGACUCGCUAACACCAUGAGAGAAGUCAAUUUAUUGCCUGAUAACUUACUUAACAGGCCUUCAGUUGGGCUAGUACAGAGUUGGUACAUGCAGAGUUUCCUUGAGCUUUUAGAAUAUGAAAAUAAAAGUCCUGAGGAUCCUCAUGUUCUGGAUGACUUUUUAGACGUUUUAAUUAAAGUCAGGAACAGACAUAAUGAUGUGGUUCCAACCAUGGCGCAAGGGGUGAUUGAAUACAAGGAAAAAUAUGGCUUUGAUCCAUUUGUUAGCAGUAACAUCCAGUAUUUUCUAGAUAGAUUCUACACCAACCGCAUCUCUUUCCGUAUGCUUAUUAACCAACACACACUUCUUUUUGGAGGAUCUAUUAAUCCUGCUCAUCCCAAACAUAUUGGAAGUAUUGAUCCUAAUUGCAAUGUGGCAGAGGUGGUUAAAGAUGCUUAUGAAACAGCGAAGAUGUUAUGUGAACAGUACUACCUUGUGGCACCUGAUCUGGAAGUUGAAGAAUUCAAUGCUAAAGCUCCAAACAAGCCUAUUCAAGUAGUCUAUGUACCUUCUCAUUUGUUUCAUAUGUUGUUUGAAUUAUUCAAGAAUUCAAUGAGAGCUACAGUGGAAUUGCAUGAAGGUAAGAAAGAAGGUUAUCCAUCGAUCAAAACCUUAGUCACUUUGGGGAAAGAAGAUCUAUCUAUUAAGAUAAGUGAUCAAGGUGGAGGUGUACCUUUAAGAAAAAUAGACAGAUUGUUUAACUACAUGUACUCAACAGCACCCAGGCCCAGUUUGGAGCCCUCGAGAGCUGUGCCUUUGGCUGGGUUUGGCUAUGGUUUGCCAAUUUCUCGCCUGUACGCGAGGUACUUUCAAGGUGACCUUAAACUCUAUUCAAUGGAGGGUGUUGGUUCAGAUGCUGUAAUUUAUUUGAAGGCCCUUUCAAGUGAAUCAUUUGAAAGACUUCCAGUUUUUAAUAAGUCAGCAUGGCGACACUACAAGACCACACCUGAAGCAGAUGACUGGAGCAAUCCUAGCAGUGAACCAAGGGAUGCUUCUAAAUAUAAAGCAAAUCGAUAAUUUCCCACGUUUUGUCUGUGCUGGAGAUGACCUCUGCAUUCAGUAUACAGUCUCUGCUUUGUUCCAGAAUCCUUCGAACCACAAUAGCUAAUUACUUCCAAACAAAGACCUAAUCAGGACCGUGAAAAACAGUAAGAACAAAGUGAUGAUUGGAACUUAAAGGGAGGCACUAAGCACGUUUGGUAUGUGAAUCCUGCCUACUUCACCAGAAUAGGCUUGGUUGCUUCAGUCAUGCAUUGACAGAAGGGAUUGCACUGUGAUUGCACUUAAGAAUACAAAGUUGUAACAAAAAGAUACUAUUUAAAUGGCCAAUUUUUUUCCACUGUAACGAUUGGCGACGUGUGAAGAAUCCCUUUAGAUGGUGAAUAGUAUCUUGCACAGCAAUAUGGCAUAAGAGAAAAAUUACAAUGUAGGUAAACAUACGCUUUGAAAAUCCACUCUUUGCUGCAUUUUAUAUUGCACCGUGUCACCUCUUACAAAAAAAUCCCUUUGGGCUCUUCAGGUUUUCUAUAUAAUGAGCUUAUAAAUGCAUAGUACUAAAAAGGGUUGUGCAGCUUUAAAAUGAUGCUUUCCCUGAAUUCCCAAAUCCAUUUGUCAAGUGCAUACAAAAGUUAUGUUGUUGUAAGACAGUAGUUUUUUCCACUUGUUGGUAUGCACCUUAAUGAUUUUCUUGACUCGCAAACACAGAAAUGCAUUUCUGUAUAUUUUUCCUAGUUUUAAAGAGAGAUCAUAAGUCGUUAGAUCAUUUCUCCAUACAAGAAACUCUGUCAAUACAGAGGCAGGGGUUAAUUCAAUUUCAUGUUUAUAGUUUUUGGGGGUUGGGGAGGGGAGAGAAAUGCUGAAAGGCCAGGCAGCAGCAAGUCAUACAAAUGAAUUUGCCUUAAGACUGUUAGUUGAUUAGAACCUGAUUAGUUUAAAACCUGUAAAUAGUUUGCAAAGUUAUUUAUAUAUUCAAUGUCUCACUGUAGUCUGGUAAUCUGAAUUUGUAAUGUAUAUAAAGAUGAUGUAUACCAGCUUUUGGAAAGUGUCUUUGGUCUAGACACAUGAAACUGGAAAUAGCACAGAACUGGGAGGGGAAAACACAGUUGAUACUUGAUUGAAGAAGAGAAAAAAACCAAAGUAUUUUCCCCUUAAAUUUAUUGUCCACGUUACUGCUGAGUGUUAAGAAAAUGUUCUUCACCAAGUCUCUGCCAAAUACUGCUUCUAAUAUUAUAACCUUUCAGAAAAAAAAAUGAGAUUUAGAAGUUCUGGUAAUAUCCUAGCCACAGGAAUAAAGUAGAUGAGUUGUAAGCAGCUCUGAUGCACCCUCAGUUUCUUUUAGGUGUUUUGAUAUUUUUUGAAAGAUACUGCAGAUUUUAGCAUGGAAAAAUGAAACUUGUUUACUAAAAUUGGGGGGUGAACUGUCCCUUUUGUCCUCACAGUAUUUAUUUUUAUAAAGAACUGAUCUGUUGGGUAAACAGGGAAAUUCUGAUAAAGCCCAAGAUAUUUUUUUAAAAAAAACUUUGUUUGACCUAAUAAUAGUACUUUGCACUUAUAGCACAUUUCAUCAAAGGAUUAUGAAGUGCUUUGAGCAAUAAGUUUCAUAUAGCCCCAUUUCUGAAGAGUUGGAGUCCUUAGCUUGCAAACCCUUACUCUUACCUGCUGCAGUCAAGGAUUUGUAACUGAAUAGUUCAUGAGUUUGCAGGGCUUGAGAUUUGGUGGGCCACUCUGUGCUGUGCAGUGAAGGCAUGUUGGAGCAGCAGGUUACUUCAAUGUGCUCCCGUCUGCUCUUCAGAGGUGGAGGUGCCAGCUCAGCUGCUGAAGGCUGGCUGACGUGAGAGUUGGAGAGUGGUGUGCUGCUGAGCCCCCUCUGCCUACAGGUAGGAAGAGGGAGGGAGCAUGUAGAUGGGGCCAGCUUCUUCACUUCCCAAACCAGACUUAACUUGAUCUUGGCAAGGGCAUUUUCACCCUUGGUGAGUGUGUAACACAUGUAGCCUCCAGAGCAAUAAUUUCCCAGGACUGCAGAGAAGGCAGAUUGCUAAUCAAGCAAUACAGCUGUGCCACUGGGGUGAAACCACAGUAACAGUUGGACUGAAACACCAGUUGAAAGUCACAUCUACUAAAAUUUAGUUGCUUAACUUCUGCCCUCACCCAUAACUUUUUACUGUGUUUUAAAUUAUUUGCAAGUUUUGUACGUUUUCUAGUAAUCACAGAGGAGGGCUUCCUUGGAAGUAGACAUUUGUGAUGAAACUACUGUUUUCCCACUUGUGUGUGGUCAGUUUUUCUUAGAACAUUACCUAAAACAUUCCAAGGAAUAAGGUAGUUUGUGUAAGAAGCUGAGUUUCAGCUUUUGUUAGAAAUUGUAUUAUGAAGUAGUAAAUCCUGACCUGGUGCUUAUUUUGACCCUCUUCUUAUACAUGAGAAGGAGACGGAACCAAGAAAAUAAAGGAUGCAAUCACGUUAAACUUGUUUUCCUUAAAUGAAUAUAAACUAUGGAAGCCAAUGAGUGAAAGCUGAAGAUACCAUGGAGGGUAUUGUGGUAUAUUGGUCAUUUCACUUCUCUAUUCACAAAAGCAACUGUCUGGCUUUCCAGGCUGAAGUACUCUAGUGCUUGAAAACUGAAGUCCCCUGAAAUCGCACUAUUUCCAAAAACCCUAAGCAUGCACAAACAGCUUGGUGCAGGAAGGCAGAGCACAAGGACUGCAUUUUAUUUCCAUUUCCCAAGGUCUGUUUGUGGGCAUAAAGGUGAAUAUGAGCGAGAAACAACUUUUCUCCUUUCCAACCUUGUCUAGGCAGCCUGUGCUUUAGUGGAGAUCCCAGGUAUGCCAUAAAUUGUUCUCCACUCCUUGUCCUCACACCAUGCUUCUAUAUAGGGUAUUAGUCUGAAAACUGUCUUAGGAAACAACAGCAGCAGACGUUUGAUGAGAAGAGAGUUUUUUCAGUGGGCAAAAUGAAAAAAAUGAGAGUGGGUGGGUUUUUAAUAUGGCUAGUUUUAACUACAGAUACUGAUCUUUUUUUCUGUUACUUAUGCAUUUGAUUGGAGUAUGUUAUAACUAUUUGUUUUAAUAUCUUGGGGCUGUUAAUUCCAAACCUUCUGAUGAUAUAAAAACAUGAUUCAUAUUUUGGGAUUUCAGACAUAUGGCCUGCUAGUGUCAUUGCAACCUGCUUGUCUUGAGUUACAGGACACAUAAAUAGCAAAAAAUGUUUUCAGUGAAAAUGCUUUGUAUCUGUUGUGUUUAGAAAAUUAGCAGAAGGAAACUGAGCAAGGGAUGUUUGCUUCUUGGUUCUUCCUGAGAAUUUACAAACAACUUUUAUGUGUUGUAGUGCAACAAAUAGUAUUUUUUUUUGUCCAGUGUGCAUUUUUCUGGUAUAUGUGUCUUUGAAUAUAAUCUAUUAAUACCCUGUGUAGUUUAAUAGAUACGGAAAUAUCUCAAGUUCAUAUGUGUAUUUGUGUUCCCUGCUUUUCUAGACUUGGUUUUGAGGCUAACAAAGGGUCUUUCAGAGUCAGCAUUUGAUAGCAAAUCUUCAGAAAAUACUGAAAUUAUUCUUUUACAUAUCAAAUACACAAUCUCUGCCUCUGUACUUGUCUGUGAUGACCUAGUAUAGUACUGAGAAAGUCUUUGUCCUGCUGCAGUUUGUGCUACCUCUUGGACAAUGUUUAAAGCAGGUCCCUUGACAGAUGCUUAAAGAAUAUGGAUAUUGUGGUGUUCUUGGAAAACUCGGGCUACUUUUUGGCUAUGUAAACUACACUUGCUGCUCCAACUGGAUAACAUACUUUGUCCUCAGUGGUAUGUAGAAAUAGGUUUGAAACAGCUGUUCACUUCCUCAAAAAAUUGAGCAAGAGUGGUCUUUCAGUGUAGUGCAGUCUCCUGUUCGCCUCCAUCCAAAUUUAGUAUUUAGGGUUAAAUCUUGACCUCAUUGACAUGGAAGACAUUUUCUGCGUCCCCUCAGCUUUAAUAAACACUUCUAGAUCCUUACAUAUUAGGUGCUGGAAAGUGCAAAGUGGUCUUGAUUGAUAAAAAUAAUUGUGUAGAAAUCAGCCUAAAUGUUUAUUGUUAGUAUUUAUCUCUUGAGGAUAACCAUGUCUGACUGUGCAGUGUUCAGUUCCUUGCAUGUUUCCUUGGGUGCCAUAUAGAUGCUGUGGUUUCUUAUCUUCAUCUCUUCUUCCUGACAUACUCAUCUGCCUAUGGAUUAAUAUAUAUAAACAUGUUUUUGCAGAACUUAAGAAAAUAUGAUGGCACAUGACAGAACGAUGUAUUACUGAGUUCAGAGGUGAGUUUAUUCACAAAUGAGGAACAUAGUUAUAAAUUGUGUAGCAAUUCAGGGCUGAAUCUUGCAAAUACUUGCACAAAUAAACUGUGUGCAAAUAGUCCUACUUAAAUUAAUGUGUUCUCAGGAUCAGGAUUUAAGCUGUUGACAUUAAUUUGAAACAAUGAAGAUUUGUGUAAGUGAAGUGGCUUUCUAAUAAAAAAUAAAUCAGAAAAUUUAAAGUUCA
Molecule: messenger RNA, 5861 nt
Organism: Apus apus (common swift)
Lineage: Eukaryota; Metazoa; Chordata; Aves; Apodiformes; Apodidae
Gene: PDK3
Product: pyruvate dehydrogenase kinase 3
Exons: 11
Coding region: 167-1387 (406 amino acids)
Biological process (GO): protein phosphorylation; regulation of glucose metabolic process
Cellular component (GO): mitochondrion
Molecular function (GO): pyruvate dehydrogenase (acetyl-transferring) kinase activity
Source: RefSeq, a predicted model, not a curated record